Entrophospora candida is the source of this 3597-nucleotide messenger RNA. The record is from the annotation of a GenBank genome assembly. NCBI's taxonomy places the organism in Eukaryota, Fungi, Glomeromycota, Glomeromycetes, Entrophosporales, Entrophosporaceae.
AUGGUAAACCAAAGAAUAAAAUCAACUUUAAGUAUCACUGUUAGUUCUCAUUUAUAUCAACGUCUAAAAGAGGAAAUUGGCAGUCGCAAAAUUAGUGGGUUUGUAGAAAAGGCUAUUUCUAAGGAAUUAGGAGGACAUGAUAACAAAUUAGAAAGGGAACAAAGAGAAUUUGAAAAAAAACUAAUUGCUGGUUACAAAAGGUCAGCCCGGAGCAAAACCUUAAAAAAAGAAAGUAAAAUUUGGGAUGAAAUAUAUAAUGAUUAUUCAGUAGCGGCUCCCUUAACUAGCGAAGAGGAAGAAUUAAAAAAUAUUGAGCCCUUUGAGGUAUUAAUUGAAAGAAAUAAAGAAAAUGGCUUAGAUAAUGAAAGGAGUAAAAUACUGGUUCAUCGCUUAUUAGCAAUAGAAAAAGAGGAACGGUUGAUUACUAGAUUAGGAACGGUAGACAGUAAGAACGGCAAUAAACUAUCCGUUUCCGAAGUGCGAUUACUAAAAGAAAUGGAGAAAGUCGGUGAAAACCCUACGGAUAACCUAAUAAUUUGCGGGGACAGUCUAAACGCCCUAAUUAGUUUAAGUAAAAUACUAGAAUACCGAAAAAAGUAUGUCAAUAAAGUCAAGUUAAUUUACAUUGACCCACCUUUUAAUACCGGACAAAUGUUUGCUAAUUAUGACGACCAAUUAGAGCAUUCAGUUUGGUUAACUAUGAUGAGGGACAGGAUACUUAAAGCCUAUGAAUUAUUAAGUGAUGAUGUGGGGCAGAGUUCAACAGGCACAAAAGAAAUUCAAAAGUUAUUCCCUGACAUUAAGCCUUUUGCUACUCCCAAACCGGAAAGAUUACUCCAAAGAAUUAUCCAAAUUGCCACGAAUGAGGGAGAUAUUGUGCUGGAUUAUUUUGCUGGUUCUGUUAAUACUUUUGCUGUUCCAAGACUAAAAAAAGUUGUUUUAGGUGAGGAUAAAGGCGGGAUUAGGAUAAUUUGUUUAGCCGAAAAUGUUUUGAAUGGCAAAUUAGCGAAAUUAGUUGCGACCCAAUUAGAGUAUGAUUAUCAGCCCGAAAACGAAUAUUUUUGUGGUAAAAAAGGAGAUGUUUUAUUAGCGGUAGUAGAGGGAAUGUUAACUGAUGGACUGCUUAAUUUUUUACUUAAUUCAAAAGGCGAAAAUAAGUUUUUAGAAAUUGCUGCUUUGGCUGUUGACCCUGACUUGGAGAAAAGUAAGGCGAAUGAAAAGGAAGAAAUAGAAAAAAGAAAUUUUAUAACUAAACAUAACGGAAGUUGUAUAAAGAAAGAAAUCAGAAUUGAGGAGAUAAAUGAAUUUCUUAACCAAAAAUUACCUGAACUGCGGACAAAGAAAAGGAAUUUUGAAAAAUUUUUCGAUGAAGAUAAGAAUAUUACUAAAAUAGAAAGUUUCUUUGAUUAUGAUUUUUUUCGCCAUCUGAUAAAUUCAACUUAUCGACACUUUCGCCAUCAACUAAUAGGUGAUAAAUACAUCAUGAGGCAAACAUUAUCUCUUUCAUUGAAUAAGAAAUUCAAAACCGAAUUAACUGAACCAAGUAGUCAAAUUCCAGAAUACAAUUUUUUUCAAUUAAUUAGAACUACCGCCCAUGAAAUAUGCCAUUGCUUGCUUGGAGACUUAUUUCGCAUUUUAGGAUAUAAAAUUCAACUAUUAUUGCCGCUACAAAUCAAAUUUAUUGAAGAGAAAAUUGUUUACGUUAAUGAAAAAAUUCGACAUUUAGAAGUAGAAGAAGAGGAAAUGGAAACUCCCUUAAUAAAACAAGAACUUUUGGAUAGGAGAGAUAAACGGGAAAAAAUAAGGACGAUUAUGAAGUAUCUAGCAGAAUUACAAAUAAAUUGUUUUACCAAGAAAAAAGUUGUUAAAUGGAAGAAAAAAAAAGUUAAAAUAGCAAAAGAAAAUUACUCUGACUCCAAAAAUAAUUAUCAAAUAGAAGAAAUUAUUUACAGUUAUGAAGAAAAAACGGAACUGUCAUUAUUUCAAGGAAAAGAAAAUGAUAACUCGGAGGAGAGGGGGUUGGAUGUAGAAAACCAAGAGCCUCAUUCAAGCACCGGAGAUAAUAUAGAGAAAGGAGGUUUAGAAACUGAAUCCGAACCGGAACCGGAAGACCCAGAGGUGGAGUUAGAGGAAGUUCCAGAACCAAACGAACCAGAAAAAGAAGAAAAAAUUUCCGAAGAAACAAAAGAUAUGGAAAGAGAUGACCCAGUAAAUUCAAACAAAGAAACUUAUGUAGAAAAUAACAAAUUAUAUUUUGACAACAUUUACAAAAAACUGGAACUCCGUGAACCUAACCAGCAAGCCGUUCAAGCCUUUUUAAACUACUAUUACCAGACCAAAAACCAAAAUUCAGAAAAAUUGGCUGAAAGUAUUCUUGCGGUAGCCACCGGAGUAGGAAAAACUUAUAUCAUGGCGGCUAUUUUAAACUAUUUAGCCGAAAGCGAAAAGAUAACUAAUUUUCUAAUUGUGGCUCCGGGAAAGAUAAUCAGAGAAAAGACCAUUAAUAAUUUUUCACUCAAUAAACCUAAUUCUCUAGUUGAUAAAUUAACCAUUAAACUGCCUCAUAUUAUUGAUAUCAAAAAUUUUCAUACUGCCAAAACUACUGAUAAAAAUCAGGUUAAAUUAUUUAUUUUCACCGUUCAAUCUUUAACCCAGGUUCGCGGCAAAACUGCUCGCAAAACUAGCAAUUAUGAUGAAUUAUUGGGAACAUCUUUAAGGGAACAUUUAAGCAAAUUGGAUGACUUGGUUAUUUUAGCCGACGAACAUCAUUUGUAUUAUGGGGAAAAGUUUUCAGAGGCCAUUCGGGAACUAAAACCUAAAAUUUUAAUUGGUCUAACUGGCACUCCCCAUAAAGAAACCCCACCAAAAGAAAUAAUUUUCCGUUAUCCCUUGGCUUAUGCUUUAAGGGACGAAUUAAUUAAAAAACCGGUAAUUGUGGGACGAAAAGACAGUUAUGACAAUGAAAAAACCAAACUGGAAGAUGCUCUACUUCGCCUUAAUAACAAACAAGAACAACUUAAUCUCUACACUAAAAUUUAUAAACUUGAACCUCGUAAGGCUUUAAUGUUAAUAAUAGCCGAAGAUAUUCAACAUGCCCUAGAAACCGAAACUUUACUAAAAAGUGAAUGUAAUUUAACCGAAGCCGAGAUAAUUAGAGUAGACAGCAGCAAUAUUAAUGAAACUCUGGCCCAAGAACUACAAACUAUUGAUGAUUUUAAUAACCCGAAAAAAAUCAUUAUCGCGGUGGGAAUGUUAAAAGAGGAUAACAUUGAAAAUCUUUUCCAACGUCAUGAGUUCACCGCCACCGAAAAUAAAAUAGAAACCCAAGAAAUAGAAGAAGAAUUAGUGGCUAGUCAGCAGAAAGGAGAACUAAAUGAAAUUAGAAAAAAACUAACCCAAAGUAUUUAUGGAAACUUUUGCGUUCAACCAAUUUUACCGGAAUUAGAAACGGCUCAACAAAUUGCUAGUUUAGUGGUAAAAGAAGACAAUUUGGAGAUAGUAGCCUCUAACUUACGACUGGUAGCCUAUCAAAUAAAUAAAAUAAUCCAGGAAUUUGCUAAAACAAAACUGGAUAAAGAUACGGAAAAAUCUAUUUGA